Molecule: messenger RNA, 1233 nt
Organism: Yamadazyma jaroonii
Lineage: Eukaryota; Fungi; Ascomycota; Pichiomycetes; Serinales; Debaryomycetaceae
Source: the annotation of a GenBank genome assembly
AUGAAGGACUUACAGAAGAUAAGUCACAUAAUCAAACUUGAUGCUAUAGAUCAGACAUCUAAAGCCAAAGAUGGAGAAUUCUAUGAAAGUUUGAUCAAUGAUGAAACAGUUAUGUCAUCAAGACCAUGGAAAACUGAUGUGAAAUAUUUCAGAAAAGUUGCGAUCUCAUCCAAAUCAGUAUUGAAGAUGUCCAAGCAUGCAGUUUCUGGAGGUAAUAUAGAGAUCAUGGGGAUGUUAGUAGGUAAGAUAUAUGAAAAUACAAUUGUGGUGAACGAUGUGUAUGGGCUUCCUGUAGAAGGUACAGAAACCAGAGUCAACGCUCAAGUUGAAGGAUAUGAAUAUAUGGUAUCUUACUUGACACAACACAAAAAGAUUAAACCAAAUGAAAACAUUGUCGGUUGGUAUCACUCACAUCCAGGAUAUGGAUGCUGGUUGAGUGGUAUUGAUGUUGCAACACAAGCAUUGAAUCAGAAUUUUCAAGAUCCUUAUUUAGCUAUAGUAGUUGACCCUAAAAAACUGUUAACUGGAUCCAUUGAAAUUGGAGCUUUCAGAACAUUCCCAGAUGAUUAUAAACACGAAGAAAAGAAGAUUCAACCAGAUGGUGUUGGUGAUAAAAUGGGAGAAUUCGGAAUGCAUGCAGAUAAAUAUUAUCCUUUAGAUAUAGAAUUUUUCAAAACAGCCAAUGAAGAAGAAUUGAUUAAAAUUAUUAACAAAGAAACUUGGAUCAAUGAAUUCAAAGAUAAAAAGGAAAUAAAUGACUCUUACGACAAAACCACUCAAAAUAAAAUAAAAGCCAUCAAUGAUAAUUUAAGUAAAUUGAUCAAGAACAACAAAAAUGGACAAAGUCAUGUAAAUAAACAAUUUUUCAAUAAUCAAUUGCAUAGUGUGUUCACCAACGGUAGAGAUAAGGAAGAUAACCUCAUGAGUGAGGAUAGUGAAGAAGAUACUUUUGAUUCAGAUAUGGAUCAAGAUGAUAAUGAUCCAGAUACUGAAAGUGGGACAGCUAAUGAUUUUGAAAUGGAAGAUUUCGAUAAGGAUAACUUAAGACCUGAAAGAUCUGGUGUCAAUAGGAAUUCACCUCGACCUGAUUUCUUGAAGAAAUUAGCAGUGAAACGAAUCAAUUCUCUCAAACUAAAUCAAGCUUCAGAAGUUGAUGAUAUAACCAAAGAGAUAAUAUCUGAUGAAUUGAAACGAAUGGUUAAAGUUGAUAUCCAAAAAAAGAUUUUCUCGUAA